Fusarium tjaetaba is the source of this 885-nucleotide messenger RNA. RefSeq lists its product as uncharacterized. The record is from RefSeq and is a predicted model, not a curated record. The coding region runs from base 1 to 885 and encodes 294 amino acids. The transcript has a single exon. NCBI's taxonomy places the organism in Eukaryota, Fungi, Ascomycota, Sordariomycetes, Hypocreales, Nectriaceae.
AUGGCACCCUCAACCACCACCAUGAAGGAUAUUUCCGCCAAAGACCCCUUUUUCCGUCUCCCUUCCAAUGUCCGACAAAAGAUCAUAACAAACAUGGAUCGCUACGAAUGGUACGACAGUCUUUGUAAAGCUUCGGUGGUUAUGAAUCACGAGCGACAUACAAACAAGUUGACGAUUUGCUCGGAUUCUGUCUUUAACAAAUUUGAUCAGCUGUAUGAUCGCUAUAGCUAUAGUUCUCGCUGGGAGUCUCGCUGGCGUUUUAAAGCCGCUCAAGUGCGUUGUCUUCUUUCUGACGGUCACUUAUCAGAGGAUGAUUGGUUGGGUUAUUGGAAAUUCGGACUUGUUAAUCCCUUAUUUUCGACAAAACCUGAGAUUGUUUACGAUAUGGAAGCACUUCAUGGACGUUUUGGAGACUACUUGAGCCUGGGUCCCGAAAUAGUCCGUACAUUCAUCGAGAGGCACGCAGAUGAAUGCCUCACCCACCACAUCGUCAAGGCGUACGGAAAGCAUGGCGAAAGAUUUCCAACGACAUAUCCCUUGAAUAAAAGAGAAUAUGAUCACGUAACGACUUUUCUUAUUCUUGUAGAUGUCAUGGAUGUUUUGGCCCUCUCUGGUCCUACUCAUCCGACAAUCUUCUACCAUCAUCACAGGUAUAUCAUCGAAGAGAAUAACCCUGCCUCGGGAUUUGCAUCCGGUCUUGCCCUGCAAAUUGAAAUGUCAGUGCGAGAUGGGAUCAAGGCUGCGGCGGAAGAGGAAGAGUUGAGAAAACGGAGAGAGGAAAAGUGGGAGCAAUUCACAAAAGUAGUUGUUACUUACCGGAUACUUGAUCACGGAUCGGAUCAGGCAACAGAUGAGGAGGGAGAAGAAGAGUGGGUGUUUGUUUGA